AUGGCGACUAAGUCGUCUUCAGCUGCCGCUGCCAGCGGAAAGAGAAAGGCGUUCGGCAAGCACAAAGACGAUGGCCGCACGAAGGCCGCAAAGACCAGCUCUGGCAAGAAGCACAUCAAACCCGAAGUCGAAGACAACGAGUCCUCCGAUGAGGGAUCAGACCUCGAGUUCCACACCGGAGAGAACACAGAAUCCACGCCCAAAGAGUCUGGCAAUGACUCCAACCAGGCCAAGUCUGGCACAAGCUCCAGAGAGGCGCACGCGAAGCAAAAACAAAUCGCCCUCGAACGCAGAAACGCGAAGCCUCUGGCCGAUGAGGUGCACCGUACCAAGAAGCUGUGGGAGAAGCUCCGUCGCAAGUCGCAUGUACCCAAGGAGGAACGCACACAGCUCGUCGAGGAGUUGUUUACCAUCAUCACUGGCCGCGUCAAGGACUUUGUCCUGAAGCACGAUGCUGUCCGUGCUGUCCAGACCGCCGUCAAGUACGCCACCCCGGCUCAGCGCAGGCAGAUUGCGAAGGAGCUUCAAGGAACCUAUGCCCAGCUCGCCGAGAGCAGGUACGCCAAGUUCCUGAUCGGCAAGCUUCUGGUGCAGAACGACAAGGAGAUUCGUGACCUUAUCGUCCCCGAGUUUUACGGCAAAGUUCGCAAGCUCAUCAAUCAUGCUGAGGGUUCGUGGAUUCUGGAUGAUGUCUACCGCGGUGUUGCGACCAAGGAACAAAAGGCCAACCUCCUUCGCGAGUGGUACGGUCCCGAAUAUUCUCUGUUCAGGCAACCCAAGGGCACCGAGGUCAUCGGCGAUCUCUCCCAGAUUUUGGCCGACGACCCCGCUAAGAGGACAACGGCGAUGAAGUACCUUUUCGACAUGGCCAACGGCCUUAUUCAGAAGAAGAUGACUGGUUUCACCAUGCUCCACGACGCCUUGCUGCAGUACUUCCUCAACCUUAAGCCCGAGACCGACGAGUUCAAGGAGUUCUUCGAGACUAUCAAGGAGGACGAGGGUGGCGAUUUGCUCAAGAACAUGGCUUUCACCAAGUCGGGUGCUCGUCUCGUGUGCUUGCUCCUUGCGCAUGGAACCGCCAAGGACCGUAAGCAGCUGCUCAAGGCCUACAAGGAUACCUACCAGCUCAUGAGCGGUGACACCAACGCCCACACCAUCAUCCUCGCCGCCUACGACCUUCUCGACGACACAGUCCUUACAUCCAAGACGAUCUUCUCCGAAAUUCUCGGUAAGAACGACGAGAACGAGCACAUUGCUUUCCUCGCCAAUGACCUUAACGCGCGCACGACGGUACUAUAUCUCCUUGAGGGCAUGUCAAAAGCAGUGUUCCCCGCCAGCCACGCUACCGACCUCGAGAUUCUGAAGGAGAUUCACAAGAUCCGCACCAAGACCAGUAAGAAGGACCCUGAGGUUAGGCGCAAGGAGUUGGUGACGGCCAUGUCGCCUCAGCUGCUUUCGGCCGUCGCGAGCCAUGCCGCUGAUCUGGUAUCCACCUCUUUUGGCUGCCAGUUUGUUACUGAUGUUUUGCUGUCGGCGACGGGCGACAAGAAGGCCGCGUUGGAGGCUAUUGCCUCUACUGCUGGUGGCGAUCCCAACGCCGAGGCGGACGAGGAUGCCUACCAGGCCCUCCCCCCUCACAUCUCGACGACCAUUCACGGUGGCCGCAUGUUCAAGACUCUGAUUGCUGGGGGCCGCUUCGACAAGGCCUCGGGUAGCAUCCAGAAGUGCGACCCCCCGCUCAACUUCGCCGAUCUUCUCUACCCCGUCAUCAAGGAGCACAUUGUACAAUGGGCUACCGGCCCCAGCUCCUGGACGGUGCUGGCCAUGCUCGAGGCUUCUGACUUCUCCUCGAAGAAGGAGCUUCUCAAGACCCUCAAGUCUAACAAGAAGGAACUUACCAAGGCCGCCACCGAGGCACCAGCGCCGAAGAAGGAGGAGACCGAGGAGAAGCCAAAGGCCAAGAAGGGCAAGAAUGCCUCUGCCCCCAAGGGCAACCAGGGUUCCAAGCUUCUCUUGGAGAAGCUUGAGGCUUAG
Messenger RNA from Sordaria macrospora k-hell, 2034 nucleotides. RefSeq lists its product as uncharacterized. Lineage: Eukaryota; Fungi; Ascomycota; Sordariomycetes; Sordariales; Sordariaceae. Gene Ontology annotation, biological process: regulation of translation. Gene Ontology annotation, molecular function: mRNA binding. Gene Ontology annotation, cellular component: nucleolus. The record is from RefSeq and is a predicted model, not a curated record.